AAGAGCAACUGACAGCCUCCUCAGAGAUUUGAUAAGAGUACACUCCUAGAAGGCAGGGGCUUUGUCAAUUUUCAUCUUUAUAAUGUCUGAGUGCCUCAAUUAUAGUAACAAUAACAGCUAAUGAAUACAAUGCUUUAUGAUUUGUAAGUAUUUAAAUACAUUUUCUCAAUUAAUAGAUCUUAAUAAAUGUUUGCUGAACUGUGCCCUACUAUCAAUCAAUCAGCAAGCAUUUAACAAGCACCUACAAACUUGCCAGGUAUGCAAGGCCUAGGUGAUACAAAGAUAAAAAUAAAGAGGUCCUGCCCGGAAGGAGAUUAGGUUCUUGCAGGGGUGACAGAAAUAAAAGGUAAUUUUGGGGAAAGGUACCACUGGUCAGUUCCGCCUUCCAAGAGCUUGUGGGUGUUGUGGGUGGAUGGCAAACAGGAAGAUGGUGGGAUAUGGAGUUGGAAAGACCCUUCGAGAUCAAAUUUAGUCUAAGCCCUCAGGACCCCGAGGCCCCGGAUGCAAAAGUGUCAGUCUCACGGCCAUUAAAAGGCGGGGUUGAGAUUUUUGCUCCACACUAAUAGGCCCCUCUAAAAAUGGGCAGCCAGGGGGGAUAACUAUCGGAGAACGUGAAGAACUUCCACACCAGGCGGGCGUUCUGCCCCGCCCCCAGCCAGCCUCCCCGACGUCACAGCCCCGCCCCAUUGUAACGGUGGCGUUGCCCGGCGCUUGUGGUAGCCCGGCGAAGUCUCUCGGCUGGCCGAGGGCGCGAGGAGUUUCGCUCCCGGGUAGCACGAUCAGCUUCCUGCCUCUCGCACCGACCAUGUCGAGGCCGGUUUACAGAGGAGAGAAGGUCUGAGGGAGGGAGGAGGAAAAGGCAGGCUGAUUUGCCCUAGGGAUGAAGGUGGCUCGGUUGCAGACGGCGAGAGGCAGGUUUCGACGUCCCAAGUUCGGGCGCUACAGGUCCCCACGCUACAGGUCCCCACGCUACAGGUCCCCACGCUACAAGUCCCCGCGCUCCAGGUCCCCGCGCACCAGGUCCCCGCGCACCAGGUCCCCGCGCUCCAGGUCCCCGCGCUCCAGGUCCCCGCGCUCCAGGUCCCCAUACAGGCGCCAAGCCAAGGAGCGGCCCAAGGUCCCGCCCAAAACCCGAGCCAAAACACGCCAUAAAGGCAAGAAUGGCCACCGUUCCACGCUUCUCUUCUACUGGAGGAAGCAUAAGAGGGAACCUGGGACGGGCCAUUUGGAGAAUGGAGUGUCCGCGGUCCGCUCCGAGAAUACCAAGGCGGGGGCGGGGCUGUGUCCGGAGCCCGGGGCGGUCUCGAAGGCGGGGCUGGGGCUGAGGCUGGGGCUGCGGCUGGCGAGGAGGCUGAGGGAGGCUGCCCGCCUGCGCUCCUACAAGGCCUCCUAUCCCAGCAUUCCUUGGAUGACCAAGAUGGCGGCGCCCGGCGAAGGUCGGCGUUUCUCGCCCGCCAGCCUCUUCUCCUUCCUGCCGGGCGGCGCGCGGACCCAAGAGUCCAAGGAGGCGGCGGCGACGGAGACGGCUGGGGCGGCCGGGGAACCCGCCACGCGGAAGCGGCCCUGUCGGGCCUGCGUAGACUUCAAGACGUGGAUGAAGACGCAGCAGGCGCGGGAGACCUCGGAAAACGAGAUCCAGGUCGCGUUGGAAAACAAGUUGCCAGCUGAUUGCCCCCUGGAUCGGGAAGAGCUGGGGCGAAACAGUUGGGCUUUCUUACACACAAUGGCUGCCUAUUAUCCCGACUGCCCUACCCUGGACCAACAGGAAGAAAUGGCUCAGUUUGUACAUCUAUUUUCCAAGUUUUUCCCAUGUGAUGAGUGUGCUGAAGAUAUAAGGAAAAGGUUGAGCAGAAACCAGCCAGACACCAGCAGUCGGAGCAGGUUCACCCAGUGGCUCUGCCGCCUACACAACGAGGUCGAUCUCCAUCCCUAUUCUGAGGGCUGAAAAAGGAACUUGGCCUUCAUCUACCUACUCCUGAUGGAACAGUGUGGGAAGACUGGCUCUAUGUGACCCAUAUGUGCAUCUGAUAUUUGCAUCAUGCAACUCAUUGGGGCUAGGUUUGGGCCCUGCAGAAAACAUUGGGAGAUUUUUUUUUUUUCUGUAGCUGGAGGAAGAGGGGAACAUUAUCUCCACCCAAUUGAAUGCCAGAUCCCUGUGGAGCCCUGGAUAUAAGCAGUGUGACAUACAGGAAAACACACAACUUAGGAGUCAGGAAGACAUGAGAGUUGAUCUCAGCCCUGAUUUCUAGCCUUGGAUAAAUAUUUUUACAUUUGAGCCUGUAUUCUUAUUGGAAAGAUUAUAAAUCUUAUCCUACCUUUCUCAUAGGCUAUUAUAAGGAUCAAUUAAGAUAACGAAUAACAAAAUCACUUUGUAAAUUUGAGCCCUAUGCUCAAAGUAGGCUUCAACUUCUGGCUGAUCCUACCGAAAGUAGGAACUUUUUUUUUUUUUUUUUUGGUAUGAAAGGGCACUUUUAUCCUUGCGAAGGCUACUUUGAAGGAAACAUUCUGACUGCCAAUGUUGGGAUUGGAAAACAUUCUUUUGAACUCUUUUUUUUUUUUUUUCCCCUUCCCCAACUUUCCCUUUACUAAAUCUCCCUAUUAAUGUUAAGAGCAUCACUAUCCUCCCGGUCCUCCAGGCUCUCCCAGUGAAAUUCUUGACCCCUUACCAUCUCUCAACCUUAUGUCCAGGCUAUUACCCACACUUACCAUUUUCACCUUUGCAAAAUCUUGUCAAAUAGGCCCCUUUCACUUUUUUCUGACACUGCUACCACCUUGGUACAGGCCCUCAUCACUUCACAUCUAUACCAUUGCAGUAAUCCGUUGAUGGGUCUCACUGCCUCAGGUCUCUCCCCACUCCAAUCUGAUAGCCACCAAGUGAUUUUCCUGAAGAAUGGGUCUGAGUGUGCCCUACCCCUAUUCAAUAGAUCCCAGUGAAUCCUUAGUCCCUCCAAGAUUGACUAUAAAAAAACUCCAUAAUCUAAUCUAGGUCACUUGUGCUUCCACUUUUCUGGUGGUCCUAAACACCUUGCACCUUUACAUGUAUUCUAUCUGGUCACACUGGCCCUCUUGCUGUGCUUUGCACAAGAUAGUCCAUUCCUGAAAGGACAAUUUUACUAAUCAUCUCCCAUACCUGGCAUGUUCUACCUCAUAACUACUUCCUGGUUUCCUUCAGAUCUCAGCUAAAAAUCCUGCUUUUUAUAGGAAGCACUUCCUAAUCUCUCAACUCUGGUCCUGUCCCUCUAUUGAUUAUCUCCAAUUUAUCUCUGUUUAGCUUGUUUGUACAUAUUUGCUUGUCUUUUCCCACUAGAGUGUAAGCUCCAAGAGGGCAGGUUCUGUUUUCAGCCUUAUCUCCAACAUUUAGCAACAGUGACUGACACAUAGGUGCUCAAUAAAUGUUUGUUGACUGACUGACUCUUGGCCACAGCCCUGUCUAAAUUCAAAUUCACAGAAUAGAGUUUCAGUCUUUGUGUAAAGAACAUAGAAAACAAUAAUAACAGACAACAUUUAUACAGCACUUUAGAGUUUGCAGAGCAACUACAUCAUGUGAUGAAAGACUUGUUUUCCAUAGCAGGGAAUGGGGUCUUGGGUCACCUUGACUCAGUAGCCAUCCCUUUCCCUACAGUACAUGGUUCAGCCCACCUGUCCACAUCCUUAACCUGUAUUUGAUUGCCUCUCAUACUUAGCCUUCCUACUCCAAAAACAUUUCACCCCCCCUUGACCAAAGUCAGUUGGGGAUAUGUGUUUGGGGUUUAAUUUAUAUAGAAUACAUGAAGUCCAAGACUUUUAAUCACUUAAAAAUCAGUCAACAAAGGUUAAGUACUUAUUACAUGAAAGACUCUUAAGACUUUGGGAAUACAAAGAAAACAUUCUCUGCCCUUUGGGAGCUUACAUUGUGUUGGUGGGAGGUGGGGAGGAAUUGGGAGGAUACAACUUGAUUACAGGUAAGUAAAAGAUAAUUUGAGGGAGAAAACAUUUAACUACCCAGAUGGUUCUGGAAAGGCAUUGAGUAAAAUGAGCCAUCUUUUGGAAAGAGUUCUUUGAAGUGGUGGAGGGGGUAUGCAUCCAGGCCAUGAGUGCAACGCCAUUAAGAAUGUUUAGGAAAUAGCAAGCAGGUCAGUUUGGCUGAAAUGUCCAUAGGAAAAGACAUGAAAUGUCAGGAAAAGUUCAUAGGAGUUAGGCUGUAAAUAUUCUAGAGACUAGAGAGCCACUGAAGAAUUCUGAACAAGCAAGUAACAUAGUCUGAUGCAUCUUGAAAAUAUUCAUCUGGCAGCUAUGGGGAGAUUAGGUUGAAAAGGAGAGACAGAUUGGAAGUAGAUGCAUUGAGGGUAUUAAAAUAAUCCAGGUGAGAGAUGAGAUCCUGAAUUGAGUAGUCUAAGCUUUGAGAUUGAAGGGAAAAGCCUGUGGAUGCAAGAGAGAGAUGGUGAGAACUGACAAAUGUUGGCAACUAAUUGGAUAAAGGGAUGGGCAGGAAAGGGAAAAUGGACAAUUUCCCAUCUCUCCAGAAAGCCCUUUGUAAAUUUUUGUAGGAUCAGGGGAGAGCAAAGAUGGUAGUGAUUUGUCCAGAUUACUUGAGUAAUAAACGGCUAUAAAAUUGAAUUUAUAAAUCCAUGCUCUCUCCCUUGUUAUUAAGGACAGAAUCUGCCCUUUUGCAAUUACCCCUAGAAGCGGACAGCAUAGUCACCUAUUUCUGCAAAUAGGGAAUUUCCAUCCAGAAAAGGUUUGGGAACACCAGGACAACCAACUCAGGGACAGUCAAGAGGAAUCAAGUAGCAUGAAAUGUUUCCAGUAGAAACUCAUUGGCUAGGGUCAGUGGAUGAUAGCUUCUUCAGGAACUGGUAAAAAUGUCAUUGAGUCAACUCCAACUUAUUUCUAACAUAGAGGAAUAAAGGUGCUGUUUGGCUUCAAGUGCCAAAAGGAUUUUAUGGCAUGGUGGGCCCAGUAAAGUACCAGCAGGUCCCUGUCCUAUGAAACAUGCUGUGGAAUUCAAGAAACCAGGAAUGGCUUCUCUUGGCCAGGAUCAAUGCAGGUCAUAUUGAUACCUGCCUUGAUUCCAGAGUGCAGACUGCUUUGCGCUCUCUGCCCCAUAGCCUCAGGCUACAAGAAAAAAAAAAAAAAAAGAAACUGGUAGUAACAAGGGUUAAGGAUAGUUGUAAAAUUUGAAAUUUGCCAAAUGACUGGUUUGUGAUUAGUCAGUUUGCAGUGUCCACUUAGCCCUAAGGUUCUAAAUCUCUGAAAUCCCCACCCCAGCUUGCCUGCCUCAGAUGAUACCCCAUUCCUUCUAGUGUAUCCAGUGUUCUGUUUGAUCUUACUCAGAUCUACUCCAGAAACUUCCUUUGUAGAAAUGGCAUAAGGGUUAUCUGUGUCCCUUCUACAUAUGUGUAUGUGGGCAACCACGUGUGUAUUUAGCCUAGCCAUCCUGCAUCAUCUGAAUUUUUUCCUAUCAGAAAUGUGGAAAGUGAAAGAAGAACUGAGAGAAAA
Antechinus flavipes (yellow-footed antechinus) is the source of this 5478-nucleotide messenger RNA. RefSeq names its product growth factor, augmenter of liver regeneration (gene GFER). Bases 881 to 1945 code for a protein of 354 amino acids. Gene Ontology annotation, biological process: liver development. The record is from RefSeq and is a predicted model, not a curated record. The transcript has 4 exons. Lineage: Eukaryota; Metazoa; Chordata; Mammalia; Dasyuromorphia; Dasyuridae. Gene Ontology annotation, cellular component: mitochondrion. Gene Ontology annotation, molecular function: flavin-dependent sulfhydryl oxidase activity; flavin adenine dinucleotide binding.